GCCUCCGCAAAGCUGCGGGUUCUGGAGCGGAGGGCCGCGGAGUCGCCGUUCCUGACGUCAUCAGCGCUCGCCGCGAGCGUCCGGCGGGCUGAGCUCCGCUGUGCGAUCUGCGCCGCGAUGCUGCGGUUGUGCCGGGCCGCUUCGCAGGCCUGGCUUCGACCUUCUGGCUCCCGGGUCCUCAGCUCGCUAGCGGAGGACGCGACGCGGCCAGCCGAGAGCUCGGAGCCGGGGGAUAACGUGGGCCUCCUAGAUCCCGUGUUGCGCAAGUGCGAGCUUCGGAUCCCGGCGCACCGGCGCCCGGUGCAGGCCUGGGUUGAGUCGCUGCGAGGCUUCGAGCCGGAGCGCGUCGGCCUGGCAGAGCUGCACCCUGAUGUGUUUGCCACGGCGCCCCGGCUGGACAUUCUGCACCAGGUUGCCACCUGGCAGAAGAACUUCAAGAGAAUCAGCUACGCCAAGACCAAGACCAGGGCUGAGGUGAGUGGUGGUGGCCGCAAGCCCUGGCGACAGAAGGGCAGUGGCCGUGCCCGGCAUGGCAGCAUCCGUUCCCCCCUAUGGCGGGGAGGAGGCGUAGCCCAUGGUCCCCGGGGCCCUACAAGUUACUACUACAUGCUGCCCAUGAAAGUGCGGGCACUGGGCCUCAAGGUGGCCCUGACUGUCAAGCUGAUGCAGGAUGACCUACACAUCGUGGAUUCCCUGGAGCUGCCCACUGCAGACCCUCAGUACCUGACAGAGCUGGCCCAGUACCGCCACUGGGGGAGUUCCGUGCUCCUUGUAGACUUGGAACAUGAGGAGAUGCCCAAGAACGUGGUGGAGGCCACCUCUGGGCUCAAGAGCUUCAACCUGAUCCCUGCAGUCGGCCUGAAUGUGUACAGCAUGCUCAAACACCAGACUCUGGUCCUCACCCUGCCUUCCGUCGCCUUCCUGGAGGACAAGCUACUCUGGCAGGAUUCAAGAUACACUCCACUCUACCCCUUCCGCUUGCCCUACAGUGACUUCCCCUAACCCUGCCCUGGUCACAUAGAGGCCCACCCCACUUGGGGGCCAAGUCAGCCCACCAGCAAUCCUGCAAGAAAAGCUCUUCCCUGGAAGCUGCUGAGCCUUGGUGCCAGGAGAUUAACUGCACAGAGCCAAGAAGAAUGCCUCCCUGGGGAUCUCUUUUGUCACAUUAAAAAUGAACCCUGUUUUUCACAAUA
Messenger RNA from Peromyscus maniculatus bairdii (prairie deer mouse), 1193 nucleotides. It is a transcript of the gene Mrpl4, whose product is annotated as mitochondrial ribosomal protein L4. The record is from RefSeq and is a predicted model, not a curated record. Gene Ontology annotation, biological process: translation. Gene Ontology annotation, cellular component: ribosome. Gene Ontology annotation, molecular function: structural constituent of ribosome. NCBI's taxonomy places the organism in Eukaryota, Metazoa, Chordata, Mammalia, Rodentia, Cricetidae.